AUGUCCAACCUGGAAGGAGCAAGAGCUUAUGAGACGAUUGUGGAGAGUGUGAUCAAUGAGGUGAGGGAAGACUUCGAAAGUGCGGGCAUCGACGAACAAACGCUGCAAGAUUUGAGACUGGUAUGGCAAAAUAAACUUUCGGACAGCCGUGUAGCCAAGUUCAUGUGGGACCCAGAGGACGAAAACUCAACGUUGAAUUCACAACUGCAUAAUUCACACAUAGCGCCUAGUUUGAUGGAGCCGCACGGUCUGACAAUGCCAGAUUUCGCAUCUCCAGGGAACGAUAAAACCAGCCCAGACUCCCAGCAACAACAGCAGCAACAGCAGCAACCGCAGCAACAGCAGCAGCAACAGCAGGAACAGUCGGAACAGCAGUCUCAGCAAGACCAGCAAACCAAACAGGAAGAUGACGACUCGAAAGAAGAGAUCGAACUUACAAUCGGCGACCCUGACGGUCAGAUCGCAGAGCAACUGAAAUUGCAAGCCAAACAGGCCAAAAAAAGUGCGCUGCUGGAAACCGAUGAAAUCAAUUCGGAUCUGGAUGACUCAGAAGACGACUACCUCAAUUCCUCCGGUGACGAUGACGGCCAAGACGAAAACAUUGUGUUGUGUCUAUAUGAAAAAGUGCUUAGAGUAAAGAACAAAUGGAAGUGCAACUUGAAAGAUGGGCUGGCGACCAUCAACUUCAAGGACUACGCCUUCCAAAAGGCUCAGGGCGAGACGGAGUGGUAA
Lachancea sp. 'fantastica' is the source of this 732-nucleotide messenger RNA. Lineage: Eukaryota; Fungi; Ascomycota; Saccharomycetes; Saccharomycetales; Saccharomycetaceae. The record is from the annotation of a GenBank genome assembly.